ACACAAUGAGUUAGACCACACAUCACGGACGUAAAUGUUGACUCAGAAAUCCCCUCAUAAUAAACUGUUUUCCCUCUAGCUUCUGGAGGAUAAAAGUUGGAUCAAAUGUUAUUAGAGUCUAGUGAAUAGAAUUGUGAGAAAUAAGAAGCCAGUUAUCAUGGCAACUGGACACAUCUUGCCGGGACGGGGGAGCAUUGUCACUAAAUUCCGGUCCAAGUCCGCCGACCCGACGAUGUCAAGUUACCGGUACAACAAGGAGGGUCGCCUGGCUGGGCGGGGAACGUACGGCCGGCCGCAGUACCAAACGAGCCCCAGGGAUCUCGUGGAAAUAAAGCGAGAUGCUAUACUUGCUUGGAAUGAAGAGUUAGAAGAUUGGACCAAAUCAGCAAAUAAGAGACCGACAACUUAUGAGCACAGUUUCUACAACAAAGGAGUCAAGUCGGACGAUAGAGCAAAGAUGAGACCGGUAUCUCCUACCAGGAGAAAUAAACCACACCCAAAAGAUGUUUUCAUGACAUGCAGACUUCACAAAGUUCCUGGUUAUUAUGAUCCUUCCUCGGCUAUGGGUAAAGAGAUUGGUGCUGUACAAGGCUUUCAGAAUCCUGACGCAAGAAUCAAAGAAGAAGUCUAUUUAGUUGAUGCUUUAUGUCCUGAAUGGGAACAACACGACAGACGCCAUUUGAGACACAAAUACAUCGGUCGACCAAGCACAGUUAACGUCAUGACGUAUAAAGAUGAAGAGCGACAGAAGAUGAAGAAAGUGAUAUCAGAUCCGUGGUCAGCCCAGGCGGCAGAAGCUUGGAUGAAACUAGCUGGAAGCACAAACAGAAAAGCUGUCAGGACAAUGGUUAACGAAGCACACACAAGAGGUCCAAAGUCAAAUAGACAGCACCAGGAUAGAACCACCAGAAAUGUGAGUGAGCAAGUCAGGGAACCAUACCAGGCCUCUGUGCAUCGUUUCCUGAAAGGAGCAGGCCAUGAAGAGUCUAGAGCAGCUGAGAAGUUAUAUGACAGUCUUGAGAGUGCUCCUCGUCCGCUUCCUAUGAGUGGACCUCACUUCCAUAUCACCGACUACAGCAAAGUACAUCACAAGAUUCACCCAAAACAUGUACGCACAGACUUCACUAUCCAUCCAGAAUGGGUGCCUUGAACAGAACACAGGAAAUGUUGGCGUCAGUAUCUAAACCUUCACUGCAUACGAGUGGUACAUGAAUAAUCUCCUUUUUUCGUUACAAGUAGUAUUUAUCAAAGACAGCGGAAUUUCACACUGUCUAUAUUCUGAUCUUUUCAAAGUUUUAAGCAAACAUUUUUCAAAAUUCCUUAAAAAAUUGGUUUCUGAAAACUCAGAUAACUAUCGUGACUGGUAAAAUACAGUUGUCACAUUCUCUUCAAACUUUGAAACAGCCUUGGAACUUACACCAAGUGUUUCCAUGCACUUUCCAGAACAGCUUCUUGAAACAUUGAACACUGCUUUAUAUUAUGUUGGCAACUUUUUCUGCAGGAAAAAGUUUGAAUCUGAAGUGGACAGGUGAACUUGUCUCUCAAAAAUAAGUAAUAAGUUGUUGACAAAAAUGUGUUACAAGUGUUGUCAGAUUGUAGAGCAAUUUCUGAAGGGAGCAUUGUAUGUGUCUGAUAUCACUCAUUUGAGGUAAAACAAAUUCAGAAAGGAAUUCUUUGAUGAGACCUCAAUGACUUAAUUUUUCAACAUUUUUAUUACAUUUACGUCACACUAAGGAUACUCUGUUUCAGCUUUUGGAAAAGAUCAGGUUGAUAUAUAAAACUUUAAACUGCCUUAUAGGUGCUAAUUUCAAACUUUAAGUUCUGGUAAUUAUUUCAAAGUACAUUAAUCAGUUUAAGUAUCAGUUUAAUGUGCCUGUGCAAUUGUUUUGUAUUUUUUCAUUACUAGCUGAGAAUUUGUGAAUGAGUGCAAAUGUACAAAAGUCGUUUUAAAUUUGGUCGCAACAUCUUUUUGUAAUUUAGAUGCACUCUUAUGUUUUUUUCUUCUAAACCGCACAAAUUCCAGGAGUUUCAUUAAAGCUUAUUUGUGAUUUGAUUUGGAUAUUUAUAAAUUUUUCUUGGCAUCAUGUGUAAUGAAAUUCUGUACUUUCACUAUUUUCAGAUUUUAAGCUGGAUUGUUUGUAUAUAAUUGAUUGAGAAAUCUGUGGUUUGUUUAAUGUUUGUUGCAUAAAUUAAACAGAUCUAAGAGUGUUAUUUAAAGCACCGAAACUGAAAAAUUGUAAUAAAACAAUUGAAGAUGAAUAACA
This is a messenger RNA of Patiria miniata (bat star), 2264 nucleotides long. RefSeq lists its product as uncharacterized. The transcript is spliced from 6 exons. The record is from RefSeq and is a predicted model, not a curated record. The coding region runs from base 158 to 1150 and encodes 330 amino acids. NCBI's taxonomy places the organism in Eukaryota, Metazoa, Echinodermata, Asteroidea, Valvatida, Asterinidae.